AAAUUUCGGAACGCAGCGAAAAGUAAACACUACGACUCCUCUUCCAUUUCGAGUAGUUAGGGUCGUGAUAUCUGUGCGACUAAAGCGCGAGGCUCAAUUCACUUUGCUGUCUCCUUGUCGCUCCCUUGAACGCUUUGUUGCGGUCUUUCGAGCCUUGUUGUCUUUUACAUUUUACCCCUGAACUCAGGACGCGUCGCCACAACCGCAGUCAUGUCGCAACGCGUUACGCGGUCGCAAGCAGGUUAUACGCCAAGAAAACCAGAAAACCCCGGUUUCGUCGAGACUCCUGGUCGCAGAAGGUCGCAGCGUCGCAAGUCAUUUUCUACAGACGAUGGCGAGCCUAAUGGCUUUGUCAAGCGCAGCGAUCUCAGCUUGACUCCCGAGAAGUCACUAAGCAACGGACACGCCAAUGGCAAUGGACACGCGACUGGUUACGCCAACGGUCAUGCGAACGGCAACGGGCACGCAAAUGGCUCUGCAAACGGUCACGCAAAAGAAGAGGCAACAUCGAAUGGUGUAGAGGUAGAGGCUGCCAAGAACUUUCCUCCCAAGGACAAGGGUGGACUCCACGAGUUCGGCGGUGCUCUUGGUAUGAGCGCCAUGAUGGUCGGAUUCCCUGCGUUGAUGUACUACAUGUGGAUUGGAGCGACCUUCUAUGAUGGCAAAUUCCCUAAGCCAGUCGAAGGUCAGAGCUACUCCGAUUUCUUUGGACACAUGUGGGACUUGGUCAAGACUGAGGCGUACCCGACCAACAAGGCCUGGCAGAUUUACUGGUUCUUUGGCCUCGUGCAGAUGGCCUUUUACAUGCUCAUGCCUGGUGUCUACCGUAAGGGCAAGGCUCUUCCUCACCUUGGAGGAAAGCAGCUCGACUAUUACUGCUCUGCAAUGUGGUCAUUCUACUCUAGCAUCGCCAUCAUGCUAACUCUUCACUUUACUGGAGUCUUCAAACUCUACACGUUGAUUGACGACUUUGGUCACAUCAUGACUGUUGCAAUCCUCUCGGGCUUCCUGUGCUCUACAAUUGCAUACGUCUCAGCUCGUGUUCGCGGAGCCACUGUUCGGAUGACCGACAGUGUUGUUGUGGACUUCUUCCUUGGAUCUGAGCUCAACCCUAGGCUCUUCGGGAUCUUGGACUUCAAGAUGUUCCUGGAAGUCCGCAUUCCCUGGUUUAUCCUGUUUUUCCUUUCUCUCGGCACCUGCCUGAAGCAGUUCGAGCAAUAUGGCUUUGUCUCAGGCGAAGCUAUCUUCCUUCUCUUCGCUCACUGGCUUUAUGCUAAUGCUUGCGCCAAGGGCGAGCAUUUGAUCAUCACAACAUGGGACAUGUACUACGAGAAGCUCGGCUUCAUGCUCAUCUUCUGGAACAUGGCGGGCGUACCCCUCUCCUACUGCCACUGCACUCUCUACGUCGCCAACCAUCACCCUUCUGAGUACACCUGGCCGACGUGGUUCGUUGCUGUCUUAAUGCUUGCCUAUUCCGGCAUGUACUACAUCUGGGACACCACCAACAGCCAGAAGAAUCAGUUCCGACAAGAAGAGCGUGGUGUAGUCGACGAGCGGACCACCUUUCCCUACUUCAAGUAUGGCCGCAUCGCCAAUCCCAAAACCAUCACCACCAAGCACGGAAACAAGAUUCUGGCUGACGGCUGGUAUGGCAAGGCCCGUAAAAUCCACUACACCUGUGAUCUCUUUUUCGCCAUCUCCUGGGGUCUAAUCACCGGCUUUAACUCGCCUUUCCCAUGGUUCUACUCGGUUUUCUUUGCCGGUAUGAUUAUUCACCGCGCAAUGCGUGAUAUUGCAAGGUGCCGCGAGCUGUACGGCGAGGCUUGGGUCGAGUACGAGAAGCAGGUACCUUACCUCUUCAUUCCCGGGAUCUUCUAAAGGGUUAGAAGUAUGAUCCUCCUUUCGAACCUUUCAGUAGGCUUCGAUUUUCCUCCUUUUGGCGCUUUUGGUCGCAUUACAAGUUCCAUUCGCCUUCCACAGUACCCUUGUUGCAUACUAUGUACUAUAAUACUCUUUUCCUUCUUGCCCGAUGUAAUUAAAGGGGGAUCUACGAAAAUAAUGGCAGUAGUAAUGCAUGAUGCAUGAGACGAUCUACGAAACAAACAAUUCUGUC
This is a messenger RNA of Boeremia exigua, 2113 nucleotides long. RefSeq lists its product as uncharacterized. Lineage: Eukaryota; Fungi; Ascomycota; Dothideomycetes; Pleosporales; Didymellaceae. The record is from RefSeq and is a predicted model, not a curated record. The transcript is spliced from 3 exons. Bases 211 to 1878 code for a protein of 555 amino acids. Gene Ontology annotation, molecular function: Delta24(24-1) sterol reductase activity. Gene Ontology annotation, biological process: ergosterol biosynthetic process. Gene Ontology annotation, cellular component: endoplasmic reticulum membrane.